AUGUUGUAAUGGACUUCAGUUAAGGCUUUGGUUUGAGCCCACUGAUGCCCUGAGGCGAUUGUUUGGUCGCUGUCCGUGGUGCUGAAAGUCAACAGGAUUGCGAGCAGCCACAGAGGCCACAACAAUUCACUUCCAUGGGAAUAUAGUUGGUUUUUGAACUAAAAUGCCACAGUACAGCUUGUCUAACCAGCACUUUUGGACUUCUGUGGAACACAUACGGGAAUUCAGAUGUUAAACUUUUGACUAAAUGUGACUCACACUCAUCAGGGGGCCGACUCGGUGCCUCACAAAUUGCACCCAGCAGGGAACAGGACCUUGUGCCUUCAGGAGCGUCUGAGAGGCGCAUGCGCAAAUGUCAGAGAGUUUUAUGAAUUGUUUCUUUUCUGGAACAGAAAGUCCCACGCAUGCGACAAGGAGACAUCUAGUUCAGCAUCACAGUGCUGAGACUUUUCAAAAAAAUCUAUCUCCUCCUUCAGCUGCAUUUGGAGACUAAACUGUUGUCUCACUUUGUUGCCUCUGUGUCUGACGAGGUCCGAUUUCCGAAGGAACUGAUACCCUCCUCUUCCUCCUCGUCGUGGUGCAGCAGCAGCCAACGCGGUGAGUGCGUCCUGCAGCAGCAACAACAGCAGCAGCAGCAACGACACCUGUCGUUUUCAGGACGAGUUGAUAACCGUUUAGGAGUAAAACAAGGUAUUCUCCGAAACUAUUCACAGCCAGACACCGCGGACAUCCGUGAAUACCAAUGGCUUCAUCUGUAGAUAUUUGCGCCUCUGAAAAUUACGCAUCGAGCCCUUGAUGCUGAAGUGUGGUGACGCUGAGGGGAGCAAUUUCAGUGCAUCCCUGUGAACAUACACACUCAAACACACACACACAGCUUGUUGAGCCUUUUGGAGUCAAGCUCUUCACAGGAGACAAUGAGAGGCUACCUGCUGACUGCAAUCUUUCUGCUGCCCUUGGUGGCCACAGAGUCUGAGCAUUGUCUAAUCAAGCGUGAACAUGAGAAAUGCAUGGAGAGGAUCAUACUGCACAAUCCCAGCGAUGACCUUGACUUGGUGUGUCCGUGGAUGUGGGAUAACCUGACCUGCUGGCAGGCGGCCAAUGUUGGUGAAGUUGUGGUGGUCAACUGUCCAGAGCUCUUUCAUGACUUCAUGGGCCCCGACGAUGAGAUGGGGAAGGUCAGUCGUAACUGUACUGAGGACGGCUGGACUGAACCUUUCCCUCACUAUGUGGACGUCUGCUUCUUCUAUGACAACACCACUAAACCUGACAUGUACUACGCCUCAGUCAAAGCCCUGUACACCGUUGGCUACAGCACAUCGCUGGUGUCUCUGACUACAGCCAUGGUCAUUCUCUGCAGAUUCAGGAAGCUCCACUGCACCAGGAACUUCAUUCACAUGAACCUGUUUGUGUCUUUCAUCCUGAGAGCCAUCUCAGUCUUCAUCAAGGAUGGUGUGCUGUAUGCUCAGGAGGACAGCGACCACUGCUUCAUACACACAGUGGCGUGUAAAGCAGUGAUGGUUUUCUUCCAUUACUGUGUCAUGUCCAACUAUUUCUGGCUCUUCAUUGAAGGUCUGUAUCUCUUCACUCUGCUGGUGGAGACUUUCUUUCCUGAGAGACGUUACUUCUACUGGUACAGCAUUGUAGGAUGGGGAACUCCCACCAUUUGCGUCACUGUCUGGGCAGUUCUGAGGCUCCACUUUCAUGACACUGGAUGCUGGGAUACAAAUGAGAACACUGCCCUCUGGUGGGUGAUCAAAGGACCAGUUGUGGCCUCCAUUAUGAUCAAUUUUGUCCUCUUCAUUGGAAUAAUCAUCAUCCUGGUCCAGAAGCUGCAGUCCCCUGAUAUCGGAGGGAACGAAUCAAGCAUUUACCUCUGUGCUCAGAAAUGCUUCAGUGAGCCCACACAGGCUGUUCAGCAUUCGUGCAGGAUGUCAGAACUAUCCACCAUCACACUGCGUCUGGCGCGCUCCACCCUCCUCCUCAUCCCCCUGUUUGGUAUUCACUACACUGUGUUUGCCUUCUCACCUGAAGAUGUCAGCAAGAGGGAAAGAUUGGUCUUUGAACUGGGACUUGGAUCCUUCCAGGGCUUUGUUGUAGCUGUGCUCUACUGUUUCCUCAAUGGAGAGUUUCUCCCUGAAGGUGCAGUCGGAGAUCAAGAGGAAAUGGCGCAGCUGGACAGUGAACAGGUACUUUGCUGUGGACCUGAAGCAGCAAAGGCACCCUUCGUUGGCGAGCAGUGGAGUGAACGGCGGGACUCAGCUGUCGAUCCUCAGCAAGAGCAGCUCCCAGAUACGCAUGUCCAGCCCACUGGCGGAGAACGCCAACAUCAGCCUCCCGACCUGAGCGUCUGAUUGACAGGAGUCAACUUCAAGGUGCCGUUCCACUUAUGUACAUCCAGACCAACCAGAACAGACCAAAGUGGCCCCUCACACCUCUUAUAUUUUGUAGAUUGGCCUUUAGAAAACGAGGUAUUUCUGAAAGCAUUUACUGGAGAUUCAUUAGAGGUGCAUAGCUGGGUUUAUAAUUUCAUUUGACUAUACAAUAUAAUUGAAUUUGAGUAUUUUAGUUGGCUCUGUAGAUUGAGAUCUUUUAUGAUUAAUGACACACUUAAUAUUUUUACAGACAACUCAAAUUCCACUCCAUCAAUUAAAACAUAAGCGAGAUAUUAGAAAUUCCCUUCCUUCCCUUCCUUCCCUUUAUUUUAAAUGUAGCCCCUGUUACUGUUUUAUUUAUUUAGUUAGUGCCAAAAACAGUACUAGUUGUUAAAAAAAACAAAAAAACAAUAGUUAAACAUGAAAUGUAGGGGUCAUAUUCGGCUGUUGGUGUGUAAAGUAAAUGUGCUUCAAAGUGCCGUACAGGUUGCCUGACUGAUCUCAGUCCAAAGUUAAAUAACAACCAAACGUUCGCCUUGCUUGUACAAAUGCUCAUUGUUUAAAUGUUUCACCUUAAAUUUAAACAUUUUUCUACAAUCAGCCGUAAGUACAGAGUAUGUCAAAAGAUAUAUAGGGAGAAAAAAAAACUCAUGGACUUUGUAAAUAGUUACUUUUGAUGUCUAGAUCAGAAUUUCUUUCUUUUGCAUAUUGCAGUAUUGUAAUGACCUUUUCAAAUAAAAGGAACUGGAGCCCAAAUCUGUAGACUGCAUCACAUAUCCUGAGGACCCAGAUGAUCCUGCCCACUAUAUUCUGAACUAUUUGUUUGUAUUAAAUAAACACACACAGUAUAUAUAAGAACAUAGUGCCAAAAUGAAUGAGCACUAUAGGGCAAUGGUUCCCAACCUGGGAGUCACAAGAUGAAUCUGACGGGUCAAGACCUGUAAGAUACAACAAGUUACAACAUUUUUCUGCUACAAUAAAUUAUGUUUAUUUUUAUUUUACCUUUUUUCCCAGUCAUCUUCAGGCUUCUAAAAAUAUUCAAAUUAAACCAUUUGAAAAGCUUGAAGUGCUCACAGCUUUUGUUAGAGGGGGUUUUGUGAGGGGGUUGUGCGUUGACUUUGUAUUGUUUUAAAGGGUCACAAGACAGGUUGGGAACCACUGCUGUAGAGGAUAGCACCAUAUAUGAGGGAGUACAAAAUUUGAUUUAAAAAUGUUUUAAAAAGACUUCAAAUCUACACUCUGAACUGAUUUAUCCAUUCCUCACAGCUAGUGUCAGUGAGCCUUUAGUUAUGCUACAGUAGUUUCCUCCAGUUGGUUUUCAGUCAUAUUCUUGCAGACUGUGAACAUAAACAGUACAUGUGCCAUUCAGUGGAUGCUUUUAUCCAGAGCUCCUCAUAGUGCCAUGAGUUUACAGUACAUGUACAGCAUUUUAUUGUAGGCCUUGAGAUUCAAACCCUCAACAUGAUCUUAAAGAUAACAGGACUCUUUGUCUUGCUCUCUUUUCCCUGAGCCUCAACCCAUCAUGCCAUAUUAAAGCACUCUUAAUUUUAACUUUAUGAAUUAAUCAUCUCCUACUCUCAUAUUCCAAAGUGCCUAGUCAGUCACAAAUAGCUAUCACUUUUAUUUGCAGUACAAUGAACAGAUAUCUUAAAGGUGUAGUAAGAGAUAUUUCCUGCAAAGAAUGUACAGAGUAGUGUGUUUUAUUGUGGAUCACUUUCCAAAGUAAUGCUUUUUUAAUUGUGUGCUACAAAAAAAGAAAACUGUUUUGCUCAUUUAUUGUUGAAAUUCUUCUUUUUCUCUUUUUCUUACACAUAAAGUGAAAAGAGUCCUGCUGUGUUCUUUGUCUUUUUAAUCAUGAUGGGUUUGACAGGACUUGAGUAAUAACGCUACAUAAUUGCUGCUUUAUUUAGCAUCUUGGUUACAACUAUCAUCUAUUCAAGAUAAUUGCUAGUCCUUUUUAAUUCAGCACCAACGUCGAACACAUUAAACAGCUUCAAAACCGAAACAAUACAUGUUGUCAACACAAAAUGCUUUAAUGUGAUGAGUGUUGCCCGUUUUCUCUUUCUGUCUUUUUGUUUGUGCACAAACAAGCUAACAAACAAUAACUGUCCAGAUGGGGAAAUCAUGUAAUAAGAUGAAAUGUGAAAUGAUGUGUACAGGAGGAUUUAUCCACAAUAUUUACUCAAGAUAUUUAUUUUUUGUACUGUCGUCUGAGUGGAUUACAAGAAUGUAGUAACUUUAAACAAUGAAUUGACGAUGUCUUUGAACAGAAAAGGAUGUAUAUUUAUUUUCCACAAACCAGUGUCAUGUGAAAAUGACUCAUUGUAUAGUAUACAUGCUUUCUUACAUGCAAUUUAGUUGUAUGCCUGAUGUAUGAUUUCAUUACAUUGGUUGAUGUUAAUAAUAACUUUAUUUAUAUAGCAAAGGGAUGACCUCAGUUUUAGUAUCAUUAAGCUGGAGAAAGUUUUCAGACAUCCAACUUUUGUCUGCUAAGCAUUUAUGAAGGGUUUGUAGGCUGGUUUUGUCAUUAGGUUUGACUGGCAGGUAGAGUUGCGUGUCGUAGGGUUAGAGAUGGAACUGAAUGUUAUGGUUUCGUAUGAUUUCACCCAGGAGGUCAUUGCUCACUCUCAGGAAGGCAGUGUCUGUGCUGUGAAAGGCACGGAAACUUGAUUGACAUUUUUCAAAAUGAUUGUUAUUACUGAGAUUAGCGAUCAGCUGGUGGAAUACAACUUUUUUUUCUUUCUUUGGUCUGUAGUUGUUAAGAGCUGUGGGGUCUAUUUUAAAACAGCAGUUUUAAAACGGCAGUUUUAAAAUAUGUGGGAAAAGACCCAGAGUUCAGGGAGCUGUUAACAAUAGACAAAAUAUAAGGGCCAAUGGUGGGGAGAACCUCCUUCAAAAAUUAAACUGGUAAAACGUCCAAGGGGCAGGUAGAGGACUUCAUGUUAUUGAUUAUUUCAGCAGAGUUUCUAGGGAAAUUUGGUUGAAGGAGGAGAGGUAGCCAAUAGAUGGGCUUGGGAUGGGUUCUACUAAUCUCCUAGAUUUAGGAGCUCCCACAACAGGUUGACUGCUGUUGAAUGUUGAUCUGUUGGAAUCAACUUUGUUUUUAAAAUGGGUUAAAAACCAGUUACAAAGUUUGGGAGAAGCGUACCUGUCAGAGUCUUGAGGGGCACCAACAACACGAUCAAUAGUCCUAAACAGGAUUCUAGAAUUAAUGGCAGUUGCUAGAGAUUAGAGUGGAGAAAUAGUUCGCUCUUGCAUCUUUAACUGCAGCAUUAUAAUCCCUCACACAAGUUUUAAGAUUUGGUGGAACACCUGUAAUUUAGUGGAUUUCCACUUGUUCAGUUUUUCUGGGCUGUCUUCUAAGCUUACCUUUCUUGGUCAAAGUGCCAUAAAUGUAGUGCCAUAACUGGUGACAGAGGGAGAUGUGUGCCACAAUGUCACAUUUCUGAUUUUAAAGAAAACAAAAUCACUCACGGACCAUUGCUGUCCAAAGCUGCAGAGGAUAUUGUGAGAGAUAAAACACAGAUAUAACCUCAAAAAAGCAAGAUAAAACAUACACACUACUGAAGAGAUGCAUCAGUUUUAUGCAUCAGCUCAGCUGCUUUUGGACGAAACAGUGGACAGUGGACUGUGAGACAAAAUACUAUCAAGUGAACUAGAGACAGAGGCAGAAUAGUUUUUAUUAAUUAGGAUAAAAGAUAAAACAUAUAAGUGUGUAUGAGGGUGUGAUAAAACCACUCUGCUGCUGCUUACGUGUUCACCAGCCGUCACUCUGAGUCUAAAUCAGCUCAGAUGGAAACGACCAUGUCUCAAAGCUGUUAGCAUCUGUGAAGAGUAGAAAACUCCUUAUUUGACCAUGUCUGUGCUGUAUAUUUGUCUGCCACAAGGUGGCAGCCAAGUGUUAGAGUUUUAGUUUGAUAGUUUAAAUGAGAGGGAAGUUUAAUCUGCAUUGAUUUGCUUUUUGAGCCUUGUACUUUGGAUUUUGGAUGAAAUAGGGGUAGGGUGGGGCAUUGAGGCACUUAUAUGCCACAUGCUUAACAUUAUUCAUAUUUAUUCAUAUCUAUUAUUUGUCAUUUUUCUUUACACAAAUCAGCAAACAAGCCUAUAAAUUAGAUCAAAAUGAGGCCUGAUGUGUAACACUUAAACAGCUAUAAAUUGGUGAUUUUGUUAUAGUAGGCCUACCCCCUUUCAGUCCCCAAAUUUCCUUCCUGCUCACUUUAUCUUCAAAACAAACUGUGAACUGUUUCAAAACAUUUACUGAUAUGGGAGGAAAUUUGGAGAAUUGGAGGCUAUAACAAAAUCAGGCAGUGUAACUUAGUUUUGGCUAAAGCUAACCACACCUCCCCUCACUAGGGUUGCCAACCGUCCCGUAAAAUACGUAAUCGUCCCGUAAUUGGAAACUAAAAGAAUUGUUAAACUGAUAUGGGACACGCUUUAGUUCUGUAUUUUUGAGAAUCAAAUCAAUGCAAGUCUAUGGGAGAGAAAUAUUACAGUUUAGACUAUUAAGACAGGGCUAUUUGUAUGAGACAGAAGGAAACCCUCCUGCUCUGUUAUCCCUCAGCCUCUCUGUCAUGUUAUGUUCCACUACCCAAACAGAGAAGCCGGGGAGGCGCGUAGAAACAGCUGUUUGCAGCGCUCUUUCUCUGGCUCUCCCUCCUUGACUGUCCCUUCACUUCUUUGACGUUAAGCGUUGUUUUGUUGGGAAUCAAUCAUGCCGAAUUUAGCUUAAGAUCCUCUUUAUUUAUAAAACAUCUAAAAGAAGCGACUUCACUACGUGAGUGCCUUUGAACAUCAACAGGAAAUGAAACUGUAGGAUUUAUGAAUGAAGUUUGGUGACUAAGGCUGAAAACACUGCUCUUACCAAACAGUGUCUCAUACAGAUUUCAGGUUAUACAACACCACCUCCCCAUUCCGUAUUUCCAUUUCAGGAAGUUGGCAACCCUACCCCUCACACACCUCUUCUUACAGUUAGUUAAGCAUUACAGUAACACACUAUUCAAUGUGUCAAAGAAACGCCCUUGAUGUUUUCUUAAAGCAAUCUGACAUUUUGUGAGAGUUAUCUAGAUGAGUUGAUACCACUUUCAUGUCUCUAUGCUAAAUAUGACGCUACAGCCAGCAGCUGGUUAGCUUAGCUUAGCACAAAGACUGGAAGCAUAGGGAAACAGUUAGCCUGACUCUGGGAAACUCUUCUGAAGCUCACUUAACUCCCUGUGAAACCGCAACACGUCGUUUUUGCAAUUCGGUCUUUGUACAGAUUAAGCAAAAGAUAUAUAUAAUUUGUCAAUUUAUACUAGCUGAUAUCUGUUAGCAAGCUGUUUUCCCCUAGCUAGUGGAUAAAACAGAUAGCUAGUAGAUCUUAGCUAACUAAUAGCUAGCUUAUAUCUACUAGCUAGCUGUUCCCAUCUAUAGUUAUUAGAUAAAACAGCUAGCUAAGAUGGACUAGCUAGCCGUUUCCCUAAUUUGCAGACUUUGUGGUAUCAAUCUUCUCUUCUAAUUCUUGACAAAAAAGUGUAUUUCUCAAAAUGUCAAACUAUUCCUUUAAAUGUAACUAUUCUUAGUGUUGCAUAUCUGUGUUUAGAUGCCUUUUCUUUGGUGGUUGUGCGUGUUGAGCCAAUUUUAUCAAAUGUUGAGUGUAUGUGUGCGAGUUCUACUGAUUGCCAAUUAAUUUUUGAAUGUACCGAUGUUGCUCAGCUGCUCUUAAAUGUCGCCUGCUAUCAAUUUGCCAUGGUGUACAAAUGAUGUCUUUUCUUGAUCCAGUACACUGUAUGCAUAUUUUAGGCACACAGGUGGACCUCUUGACAAAGACCUGUAAUGUUUGUGACCGUGUUUUUGUAUGUUUAUGUAACUGUUUUCAGAGUGCGAGUAUGUUUGAAAGUUGGAGAGAGUGUAUUCUGUGCACAUGUAAUGACAAGCAUUCAUGAGGAUAAAAGUAACUUAAAUGUCAAAAGAAUAUCUAUAAACCCAGUGUGUCAUGUGUAACAUGCGUUCUAGUGUCAUUCCCAGUUGUGUAAAUUUGACUGCAAAAUAAAUCUUAUCUGUGGUAAAUUGUUGUA
Molecule: messenger RNA, 8425 nt
Organism: Siniperca chuatsi (mandarin fish)
Lineage: Eukaryota; Metazoa; Chordata; Actinopteri; Centrarchiformes; Sinipercidae
Gene: adcyap1r1a
Product: adenylate cyclase activating polypeptide 1a (pituitary) receptor type I
Exons: 15
Coding region: 915-2351 (478 amino acids)
Biological process (GO): cell surface receptor signaling pathway; adenylate cyclase-modulating G protein-coupled receptor signaling pathway
Cellular component (GO): neuron projection; plasma membrane
Molecular function (GO): peptide hormone binding; vasoactive intestinal polypeptide receptor activity; G protein-coupled peptide receptor activity
Source: RefSeq, a predicted model, not a curated record